UAUACUUCACAGCUCCGUCUCAGUCUCCUCCGCCUUGUCUCCGCCGUUGUCGUAUUCAUUUGUUAGGGCAGCUGCGUCAAUACGAUGAAUGGGAUACUUUCAGAUCCGUUUACAAUCAGCUAUCCCACUGCCGUCCAAACCUCUCUGAACUCUGGUGCCUCCUUCGCAAAAUUCGACCCUUCGGGCUACUAUGUAGCAGGCGGAAGGCCAGAUGGGUCAGCAGUUAUCUGGGACCUAGACACGAAGGCACCAAUUCGCUGGCUGGAGGGACAUGUCAAGGCUGUGACAAGCGUCGACUGGUCACGUAACUCGCGAUAUGUACUGACCUCGUCGAAAGACUGGAAUGUGAUUAUAUGGGACCUUGCGUCGGAUACAGACCCCAUACGCAGGCGAGCUACUGUUAGAUUCGACGCACCCGUCGUGUCUGCUUCGUUCCACCCGCGAAACAGUCAGAUAGUAGUGGUUCUGCUCAGUCCUGGCGAUGCGUACCUUGUCGACCUGCGGAAACAAUAUCGCAGUCGCGUAGAGUUAUGUGAAAUCCAAGAGGGGAGCGAAGAUGAAGGACAGGGAAGCAGAGCACGGUCGGCGAUGACUGUUGUGCGCUUCGACCCCACAGGCCGGUAUGUCUUCGCCGGCACCUCUGCGGGUUCUGUCCUGGUAUUCAACACGCGGACGAAAACUAUGAUCGCAAGGCAUAAAGUCUCAGGAGCAGGCAUCAUCAGGGGUCUGGACUUCGCCAAAGGUGGUCGCUUGCCCGUGUACACUGCCUCGGCCGCUGAAGGCGAGUAUAUCGAACAAGAGCUCGAGCCAACAUACCGUUUCAAUGAUCCCAUUAACAAGAAUGCAUGGCAUGCUAUGGCUUACAGCCCCGAUGGCGAAUGGUUAGCAGGAGGCGCGGCUGAUAAUGCGUCGCACAAGAUCUACAUAUGGGACCUUGCAAACGAGGAACCGUUGCUUCAUGUCCACUGGCAUCCCAAGAAAGCCGCCAUUGUAUCACUACCAAUGUCGGAAACAUCCUUGUGUGGCAUUGUCCUACCCCAGACGGUGGGGCGCAUUCGCAGGCGGUUUGAAGAAGUCGAUGAGAACGUGGAGUAUGAAGAGAAGGAGGAUGAGUUUGACAUCGUAUGUCCAUUCUCACGCCCGUGGAUGCGAGCAUACGUAACCAAAGCCGUUUGUACGAUAGGAAGACGAAAGUGAGAUUGCCCU
This is a messenger RNA of Fomitopsis serialis, 1206 nucleotides long. Its product is annotated as WD40-repeat-containing domain protein. Lineage: Eukaryota; Fungi; Basidiomycota; Agaricomycetes; Polyporales; Fomitopsidaceae. Gene Ontology annotation, molecular function: protein binding. The transcript has 10 exons. Gene Ontology annotation, cellular component: Set1C/COMPASS complex. Bases 85 to 1197 code for a protein of 370 amino acids. The record is from RefSeq and is a predicted model, not a curated record.